AUGAGCAUCGAAUAUCUCAAGAGGGCUACCCGCAACAGCCACAAGUCCAAAUUGACGCAAUCCGAAUCCAUCGAUCCAUUGCAAGUCGCUCUUCCCGAAAGCGAAUCUCUUCGACAGACUCCUCCUCGAACCCCAGAGCCAAAGUCUAUAGCUUCCGGGUCGAGCGAAACACCCCUCAGAACAAGCUGCCACGGACGUGCCGACGGCUUUUCGAACAUCGCCGCCAUGACACCCAUGCUGGAAGCCGAAAUCAAGGGCAGCACCCAGGACGUCGACGACGGCUUCUUCAAUCGUGUGGUCAAGCAGAGGGUUCGCCGUACUGGAUUUACCGAUGCUUCGAUCACGCAGUUCGUCCGAAACUGUGGCUUGUACAACAACAACACGAAGAAGUGGAACAACAUUAGAAAGCCGAAGCUCGAAAAAAAGCUUUAUGAACCUUUCUACAAAAUAUUUCAGAAGGUUAUCGCAGCCUUCAAGCUUGAGGAGCGCGAGGCCAUCAACACGUUCAACGUCAAGAUCCAGCAUAUCGAGGGCGACACAGGCGACACCUCACUCAAGACGUCUCCCGACCUCUUCAUCUACGGGUCGGGACCCAACUUCCACUCGGAGAAUCUCAAACUUAAGUUCGAGGAAAAAGCAGACUACAAAUACUGCGCGUCGCCUUGCGAGGUCAAGACGGAGCGUAACUUGAAGGAAAAGGUUCUGACGCAAGUUGGCGUAUAUGCUCGCCAAUGUUUCAUACAGCAGGGGAACCGCCACUACGUCCACUCUCUGGUCAUGACGGAGAAACGCGCAUUCCUCCUACAGUUCGACCGCAAUGGGCUGUUGCGCAGCAAAUACAUCAACAUUCACGAAAACCCCAAAGAUUUUGUCUACCUCAUCCUCCUCGUCUCGUCUCCCAAUUGCACCACUCUUGGGUUCGACACCACCGUCUAUUGGAGGGGAGACAAGCGGUACAUUGAAACCCUCAAUGAAAAGGGCCAGCGAGUCGAAUACGAGAUUUUGAAGUCGAAACCGCUCUUUCAGCGGCGAACGAUCCGCGGCCGUGGGACACUUUGCUGGCUGGGUAGAGAUCCCGACGGCGAGCUUCGCGUCAUUAAGGAUUCCUGGCAAGCUAAAGGUCGCGGUCUGGAGUCCGACUUGCUGCAGGAGGUUGAAGGCGUCCAAGGCAUUGGUCAGAUGGUCGCUUUUGAGCCGGAGAAGCUGACGAUCGCGGCCUUGAGAGGGAUGGAGGGGAAGGAAUUGCCUACUGGGAUGGUCGACCGGCUGUUUCGUCGCAUUAUCCUCCGCGCGUAUGGUCAACAGAUCGACAAAUUUACGAAUCGCAGGCAACUUUUACAUGCCUUCCGCGAUGCUGUUGCAGGUCAUCAGAGACUGUGGGACAGGAAUAUCAUUCAUCGCGACAUCAGUGUCAACAAUAUUCUCAUCGGCGAGGAAGGUGCUGAAGAAGGUUGGAGAGGGCUGCUUAUUGAUAUGGAUAUGGCAGUCCGAUGGCAGCGAGCCGCUACAAUGGCUGCAGUGGACUUCCGAACUGGUACGAGGGCCUUCCAAGCGAUCCUUGUGAUCAGCAGCGAGAAGGACAAGGCGGACGGGAAGAUCCUGUUAGCGCACGACUAUCUUGACGAUCUUGAAUCGUUCUUCUAUGUCUUUUGCUGGGUCUGUAUGCGCUAUACCCCUACUGGCGAACGAGUCAAGUCCCCACCUCUCGGGGACUGGGAGACCGAAGAUCCUUCGCUGCUGAUCCCAGUGAAAUGGACCUUCAUCAAUCCCCCUGUAGCCGAACACAAUGAACUCGUCAACACCUUCGGGCAAGCUUUUCAAGACCUGUUCGACGGGCUCCGAGAUUUCACACGAGAGAUGCACAAGUGGAAGCUCGUCAACAGAGCAACAAUGCCGAAUAAGCUCGAGAACAUGAAGCCCCACUCUGACAAAAACUAUGCCAAGUUCCUCGAACUUGUCGACAAGGCUAUCGUAGCAUUGGAGAAGGAGGAGCAGAGGGAACAGCAGCCUAACCUAGGCCCGUCUUCGCAGCAGGGCCCAUCGCCCAGUUUAUCUGAGCAACCUUCCAUCCCAGCGCCUCCACGCUCUGAUUCUGGUUCUAGCCAACACAUCGAGCCAUCAAGCAGCAUGAAGCGUACCAGAGACCAACGGGACGCCGACGAAAAUGAGAUGGACGUCGAUGACCAAGAUGGCCCGCCUGCGCCAAAGAGGACUCAGACGAGAUCACCGACUCAAUCCCUUUCUCAAAUAGCACCAGCAGCUUCGACAGAUGUUGUUGCCACUGAGGCUAACCCAGCUGCACCCAGUGCGAAGAGGCGUUCGUUGAGGUUGCGGGCAGAGUCCGUUCAAUCAGUGCAAGUAAACGUCGAGGCUGCCCCGGCGCCCAUGGCAAGAAGGCAAUCGACGAGGUCGAGGAAUGGUUCUAGAUCAACCCAACCUGCAGAGGCACCCCUUAUUAAUAACGGCGCCUCGUCCUCAAACGGAACACGCCCGGGGUCCCGUAACGGUUCGACGGGCUCAAGGAGACAAAUAACAAGAUCUGGAGGGUCCAGCGGUGCAGGUGUGGGGACGCAGUCGGCUGGCGUGUCGGGUCUUAGACGUGGUCGUUCAGCGACUCGGAAGAACAAAAACUAG
Molecule: messenger RNA, 2634 nt
Organism: Cyclocybe aegerita
Lineage: Eukaryota; Fungi; Basidiomycota; Agaricomycetes; Agaricales; Hemipholiotaceae
Source: the annotation of a GenBank genome assembly